Messenger RNA from Neomonachus schauinslandi (Hawaiian monk seal), 1544 nucleotides. It is a transcript of the gene ADAT2, whose product is annotated as adenosine deaminase tRNA specific 2. NCBI's taxonomy places the organism in Eukaryota, Metazoa, Chordata, Mammalia, Carnivora, Phocidae. The coding region runs from base 15 to 593 and encodes 192 amino acids. Gene Ontology annotation, cellular component: nucleus; cytoplasm. Gene Ontology annotation, biological process: tRNA wobble adenosine to inosine editing. Gene Ontology annotation, molecular function: zinc ion binding; tRNA-specific adenosine-34 deaminase activity. The record is from RefSeq and is a predicted model, not a curated record. The transcript is spliced from 6 exons.
GGCCCGGGUGCGGUAUGGAGGCGAAGGCGGCGUCCACGCCGGCUACUGGCGGCGGCGCGUGCUCGGUGACGGCCGAGGAGACCGAAAAGUGGAUGGAGGAAGCGAUGCAAAUGGCCAAGCAAGCCCUAGAAAGUACUGAAGUUCCUGUUGGCUGCCUUAUGGUCUACAACAAUGAAGUUGUGGGGAAGGGACGAAAUGAAGUUAAUCAAACCAAAAACGCUACUCGACAUGCAGAAAUGGUGGCCAUCGAUCAGGCCCUAGAUUGGUGUCAUCGAAGUGGCAAGAGUCCUUCUGAAGUAUUUGAACACACCGUGCUGUAUGUCACAGUGGAGCCGUGUAUUAUGUGUGCAGCUGCUCUCCGCCUGAUGAAAAUCCCGCUGGUUGUGUAUGGCUGUCAGAACGAACGGUUUGGCGGCUGUGGCUCCGUUCUAAAUAUCGCCUCUGCUGAUCUACCGAAUACGGGGAGACCAUUUCAGUGCAUUCCUGGAUAUCGGGCCGAGGAAGCAGUGGAAAUGUUAAAGACCUUCUACAAACAGGAAAAUCCAAAUGCACCCAAAUCAAAAGUUCGGAAAAAGGAAUGUCAGAAACCUUGAACUUGUUCUGAUGAAAGGCUGAUCCCCCUCCAUGACAUUCUUGGACUGAAAGCUGUUGACAUCAUUGAAUCAUGUUUACAUAUGUCCUUAACUCCUGGGGAAAUCAUCUCUCACUAUUUGCUCUGUUGAGGGAACAAAUUAGCACUUUUUAAAAGUCUCCCAAUUAUAUACAAUGAUUAGCUUUUCCAUAAGCUUAAAGAACAUUUUAAGAAGGGGGAAAAAAAAAUAAAGAUCGAGGUUUUAGAAAUUAGUAAGCAGCACGUAACCUUCUUGCCAAAAUCACUGUGCCUAGGCCAGGAAAGUGCUGUUUCAGCGAAUGUGCAUCCAGACCCAGUUAGCGGGCCUGCAUCCAGGCUGGAGUGCGCCACACCGUGGACACCUGCUUUAGGCCUGGCUUUUCAGAAUCGGAUCCUCUAUUCUCUGUAGCCACUCUGUUCUCCCAGGGGUUGAGGGCCCGUGACUUCCUUGGAAUUUGUAUAGGAGUUGUGUACAUCUAGACUAUGAAUGCGUGCUCCUCAGAACACAUUUUUGUUUGUUUGUUCGGUUUUGGUUUUUUUGUGUUUUUUUUUGUUUUUAUAAAGCAGUUAGAGAAAAUGCAUAUUUUUAAAACAAGUACUUGAGCAUCGUUUUUAAAUCAUAGCAUAUUGCUAUAAUAAAACCGUACUUAUGCUUUCUUUGAAGAUGAAGAUGGAUAUUUUCUUAAAAAUAAAAGAUAGAAGCAUAACUGAGACAAUUCCUUCUUUAUUAUUGAGCAGCUAUACUAUGCCAGGCUCCAUUUGUUCAUCGAAUCCAUGAACAGAACAUGGUGCUGCUAUUCUAGCAGGGGGACACACCUUAUAGAUUAUAUAGUAUUUUAGAAGAUGUUAAGAAUUAUGGCAAUAAGAAAAAGAACAGGGGUCCCGCAUCGGGCUCCCUGCUUGGCAGGGAGCCUGCUUCUCCCUCUGACCCUCC